This is a messenger RNA of Vicia villosa (hairy vetch), 930 nucleotides long. Its product is annotated as protein MAIN-LIKE 1-like. The record is from RefSeq and is a predicted model, not a curated record. The transcript has 3 exons. Gene Ontology annotation, biological process: meristem development; meristem maintenance. Bases 1 to 930 code for a protein of 309 amino acids. Lineage: Eukaryota; Viridiplantae; Streptophyta; Magnoliopsida; Fabales; Fabaceae.
AUGACGGUUUUGUUGCGAGACUGGCCACAGAUAGAGCAGAUGUUCUUGCUCGGACCGAUACACUCUGAUGGAGCUUUCCCUAUAGGACCUUCUGACAGGUCCGUGUUGACGGGAUACGCUGACCAUGUCGCUUAUAGGAUAUGGCAGGAGCGUCCAGUGUUGAAGGUCGCUUCUCACAAGUCGAAGUUGAAGAACUUCCCCGAGAGACCGAUGCCUGAGCGAGUGAGGAGGAUAGUUCAGGACUUCCAUCUGAUGGAAUUUGUAGGAUGCUCCCUGACGAUGUUGAAUGCCUCUUUGUUAUCAACUUUUGUUGAGAAGUGUCACCCGGAGACAUCAUCCUUCCAUCUCCCGUUUAGGGAGAUGACGGUGACUUUGGAUGAUGUGGAUGCCCUAUUUCAUCUUCUAAUUGUUGGUGCGUUUUUCACACCAGUUCAUAGGGACCAGGCAAUGGCGGUGCACAUGGUGAUGGAUGCGUUUGAGAUUGAUGAGGUGGAGGUCCUACGUGAGUUUAGUGAAACUCGGGGCUUUCACCUUAGGAUGUCUUGGUUGAUGAGGACUUAUCAGGAACUUGUGGAUGCAGGGAGGUAUCAGGCUGCCGUUAGGGCGUACAUGCUACAACUAUUGACAUGUACUCUCUUUGCAGACAAGUCUGGAGUUUAUAUAGAUGUCCGUUAUCUUUCUCUAUUCAGCGCCCUUGACACCCCAUGUUGGGCUUGGGGAGUGGCGGCUUUGUCGAUGUUGUACACGGCGCUUGAUAUUGCAUCUCGUCCUGACACAAGACAUCUUGCUGGUUACCUGAGCUUGUUACAGUGUUGGAUCUACGAGCACUUCCCUCACAUCUAUGAGCGGAAGAUCCAGCGUGUUGCGGCUGUUGUUCCCUUGUGCGAAGAGAUGGAAGGCCAAACAGGCCAUUCCAGGAGGGUUGAUUGA